AGCAGACAGAACAGAUUGUUGCUGGGGUGAUGGGGGUCCUUUAAUAUCCUACCGGCCUUCUUCCUACACCGCUGGGUGUAGAGGUCCUCCAUGGAUGGCAGCUCCGUCCUGGUGAUGUGCUGAGCAGUUUUCACCACCCUCUGUAGAGUCUUACGGUUGAGGGCGGUGCAACUGCCAAACCAGGCGGUGAUGCAGCCAGUCAGGAUACUCUCAAUGGUGCACCUGUAGAAGUUGCAGAGUAUCCUGGAGUCCAUGUUGAACUUCCGCAGCCUGCGGAGGAAGAAGAGCCGCUGUCGAGCCGUCUUGGAUAUGACCCUGGUGUGAUGUGUCCAUGUCAGGUCCUCACUGAUGUUUACCCCGAGGAACCUGAAGCUGCUGACUCUCUCCACAGGAGUCCCGUCGAUGGUGAUGGGUGUGUGUGCCUCUCUCUGCCUCUUCCUGUAGACCACAAUCAGCUUGAGAUGGAGGUUGUUGUCCUGGCACCAAGAUGUCACUGCACUGCCUGGGAUCUGCCCGUCAGGAAGCUCAGGAUCCAGUCACAGAGGGCGCUGUUGAGCCCAAGGUCCCUGAGCUUAAUGAUGAGCUUGGAGGGCACAAUGGUGUUGAAUGCUGAACUGUAGUCAAUGAACAGCAUUCUCACAUAAGUGUUCCUCUGGUCCAGGUGGGAGAGGGCAGUGUGGAGGGUGAGGGAGAUGGCAUCAUCCGUGGAUCUGUUUGCUCUGUAGGUAAACUGCAGGGGGUCCAGUGAGUCAGGGAGGGAGGAGGUGAUAAAAGUUUUGACUAACCGCUCAAAGCACUUCAUGAUGAUGGAGGUGAGUGCAACUGGGCGGUAGUCAUUGAGGCAGAUGGGUUUUGUCUUUUUGGGGACAGGGACAAUGAUGGACUCUUUAAAACAUGUGGGGACUACAGACUGGAGCAGGGACCUAUUGAAAAUGUCUGUGAACACAUCUGCCAGCUGAACUGCACACACCUUGAGAGCACGGCCAGGGAUGCCAUCAGGUCCAGGAGCCCUGUGUGUGUUGAUCCUUUCCAGAGAUCUACACACAUCUGCACUGGUUACAACCAGUGAGCAGGGAUCCUGGAAAUGUAGUUUAAAAAGAAACUUGAAGUGAUUUAAAUAUAUAUAUAUAUUGUAAACAAAAUGUUUGUACAGUUAAUACAUGUAUAAGAUAUUCAAGACCACCAUCAGGUAAUAAUUUGUAUUAUUAGUAUUAAUUAGUAUAAAUAAUACUGAUUAAUAGGCCUACUUGAAAAAACCCAGUUCCACCUGAGACCAGUAGAGGGCGCCAGAUGACUGUGCAAUAACCAGUAGUAAGGCUUUUACUGAUUUCCAAUAUAUAGGAACAAUUAUUACACAAACUAAUGACAAACUUAAUCCAGCUAUCCUUCAAAUAUAGUGACAUACAUAUAAUAUGAUUAUACAAAUGUUAUAAACUACUGAAAUGGAAAUGUGGACAAAACUGCUAAAAAACUAAAACGAAAUCACCUCAAUUAACAAUUAAUACUUCGCCUGUGUCCAUAAAACAACGUCUUCCAUCAUACAAUAUUAUCUGUUCGAGAUGUUAAGAGUAUUGAGUGUGUAUUUCCUGCAGAAUGAAGGAGUGUCGACGAUGUUAAAACGCGUUACAGCAGAAAGCCAUAAUGCACAUAGCGUCACCGUACGAUAAUAAGAAUAAAAGCUAUAAAGUUAAACUUAUAAAACUUGUCUCAGUGUUUCCUCUCUUCUUCUCGUCACCACGUUACGUACGCAGCGUGCCUGCAGCCAAAUAACAUGGAGUCCUCCGCCUGGCAUCUUCCAGGGAUCCCUGCGAAAACCUGAGCUCCGAUCACAGGGAGCAAGUUUGUGCAUUCACAGCCGGCCGGAGAGCAUCGUCCCCGGCUGCAACCAAGCUCCAGCCCCCGGCCUGAAACUAUGCCGAGCGGUGCAUAAAGCUGCCUCCCUCUGCGACCCGCAAACCAGGCCGAUUUCAGAGCAGAGGAGGCUGCACAAUGUAGGAGGUCUGGUCACCAGCGGGACUCCAUACUGUUCUCUGGGGGGUGGGGGGGACCAUGGAGCAAGAACACCCGACCCCAGGGACCAGCUAUGGGCCCCCAUCCUCCAACACAGCACAAAACCCCCCCACCUUCCUCAACUGCACCAUACAGUCCUCAUGUUCUCCAAAUGUGAGAGACGGCCUAAUGUCUGCCAAAUGCUUGAAGGGCCAGGCUGAAGAUGAGGGCCUUGAGGCGGGGAGGAUCUCACAGAGGAGGCCCUCAGCCUUCCCUUCCUCCCUCAGCUGGGACUCGGACUCUGAGAGGGAAACACUGGAUGAGGAAGAGCUCCAGCACUUCUCUAACCCUCACGGUCUGGCUGCUCAAAGCCCGGGAUCUCCUUCUGCCGGACUCAGACUUGACAGUGAAGACGACCAACAACCUGGAAAAGUGCAGCACUUGCAUACCAAGCCUGACUCAUCUCCCCCUGUGGAGGGGCACGGUGACAACAGCGAGAGCACAAAGGCAGGCGAGCCAAAUACAUCCCAGCUCGGCCAAACAGACUACACAGAAGUGUGGAAUGUGUCUGAGGAGCCGUUUCUUUCCAAAGUAAAACCAAAGGAAGGUUGCCAAAUGGAAGAGGACGCGGAUAAUAGCGAGGCAGAGAAGAGGCCCAAGGGAAAGGAAACCAAGGAGCCCGAGAGAGAUGUGUACACCUUCCCGGGAGACUCUGACCCCGAGAGUCCCCCUCCCGCCCCAUGGGCCCAUUGCACAUUUAUUCAGCGAUGCAGAAAGAAGAGGGUGUUGCUCAGGCCCUUCUCUGGACUUGGCACUUUGAAAUGCACAUUGCCCGAGCCUGGCAGUCCUGGAGAAUCAAACACCACCGAGGCGAAUCGAGGUGGAGGGUUGUAUGGUUUUGAGGAGGUAGCAGAGGACGAACAGAAAGGAGACGAAGAAGAGGCAGAAAAGGCGGGUAAAGAUAUCUUCACCUGUGUGGAAUGUAGCAUCUACUUCAAGAAGCAAGUCCACCUGCAGGAGCAUAUAGUGGAGCACUGUCAGAGCGGCAGGCGUUCAGGAAAGGGCGGACGUUUCCGGUGUGCCGAGUGCGGCUGGAACCUGGCCAAUCGGCUCGCACUGGCGGACCACCACAGGAGGCACCAGGAGUCCCGUCUAAAGAUCCUGGGGGAGAUUGAGAAACUGAAUGAGAAUGGGAAGGCGAAAGAGAUUCUGGACAGUAAGACGGUGAAGCGUGUGAGCUCAGCUGUUGCGCAAGGGGCAAGCCCGGCCUCGAUUCCAGGGAAAAUGUCAGACCCAGAAAUAGUCGCGUCUCCACCUCUUUCCCCAGUUUCAACACCACGGGCAGACUCAGCAACUCCUACGAGUCCUCGAGCUCAGGCCCGCCGCCGCUUCGUCUGCACCACAUGUAACUUCAGCACAAGAACCCCCCAAGCACUGGCUAAUCACGCCAAGACCCACAACCGAAAGAAAGCCGCUCUCCUGGCCGUCUCGCCGUCUCCCGGUUCGCCUUCAUGUCUGGCGUCCGCUUCCCUGACCUCCAGUCAAACUGUCAUGAGGGAACACCAGAAGCUUGUUCACCCCGGAGACAAAACUAGAACUUCAAACCCCAGAUUAGACCCUGGCCUCUUCUCUGGGUCUGGGUCGCCCGAUGCAAGUCAAGGAGAAAGCCCGGAGGGAGUCCCCGCCUCCGAGGACAGCAUAUUGCCUAACUCGUCUCCAAGCCGGGUUGUUUUUAGACGCGGCGGGAAUCGGAGCUACAGCAAAGGAGGGAAAUGUUGGACCGAUCUUGCCAAGUUCCUGGAUGACGACAAGUUGACCGGGAGUGAAGAAGAGUGGGAAGAAGAGCAGAGCACAGAGCUCGAUGGGGAGAGAUCCAAACGAGACUCUAAUUUACUUAUUGGAGGGAAAAGGCUAACCAGAGCACAAUCCAUCACAGAGGAUUGCUCAGCACAGACCGCCACCCUAUCCCUCCCUCUGAAGAAGUGUGUGAAGGACGACGACGACCUGGAAGUGGAGAAAGAUGGACAGCUUUUCUUUUUGAGGAGAAGCCACCGGGUUCCCGCCACUCCGGCAGAAAUCGACAGCGAUGACGACGACGACGACGACAUCAUCGACGAAGAACGCGUGCGGCGUUUCCUGUCCAAGGGAAUCUUGUACGUAGACUCGGACGAGAUGGACGAGGACUCGGAGGUGCUCAGGAGCGUGGAGAGGAAGUGCCCCUACUGCCCCGAUCGGUUUCACAACGGCAUCGGGCUGGCCAAUCACGUGAGAGGUCACCUGAACAGAGUGGGCGUCAGCUACAACGUCCGUCACUUCAUUUCCCCCGAGGAAGUCAACGCCAUUGAGAGGAAGUUCUCCUAUCAGAAGAAGAAGAAGAAAGUUGCCAACUUUGACCCGGACACGUUCAGCGUGAUGCACUGCGAGUUCUGCAGCGCCGGCUUCGACACUCGGGCCGGCCUGUCCAGCCACGCCCGGGCUCACCUCAGAGACUUCGGCAUCACCAACUGGGACGUCACCAUCUCUCCGAUCCACAUCCUGAGGGAGCUGUUCCUCAGCAGGCCCGAUCUGGUAAUCCCCACCGAUCCCCCUCGGAGUCAUGCCUCUUCACAGGAGGAGGAGGAGGAGGAGGAGGAGGAGGAGGAGGAAGAUCAAGAGGACGAAGAGAAGGAGAGGAGAAGAGGGGAGGGGGUCGUUAAGGUGAAGCUGGAGGGGGAGACGGAGAGUGACAGGACGCUGAGAGCUGAUGUUUCUGAUGCACUGCCUUCAGGAUCUCCUCAACGGUGCAAGAAGGAGGACGGUGAAGAAGAGAGCGAAGGUGAAGAUGAGGAAGCAGCUGAGGACGAGGAGCAGCUCCAGCUUCCAGCUCCGGAGUGUCUGAGCUCCGGGGAAACCGGGCAGCGCGGCUUGGACUCGGAAAGCCUCUCUCCCGGGGAGGAUGCAGACUCCAAGGUGCACUCCUUGAAGUGUGAGGUGUGUGGAUCUCAGUUUGCCACGAAGCGGGGUCUCUCCAUUCACGCCCGCUCUCACCUACGCCGGCUGGGCAUCAGCGCCUCCGAGAAUCGGGGUGCGUCCAUCGACAUCCUCCGCCAGAUCUCCAAGCGGCGAGACGCGGACCACCAAAACAGCUCCUCUGUGCCGGAGCCCCUUUCAGUCAAGAACUCCUCCUCCUCCUCCCCGUCUGAUCCUCGGGAAGAUGAGGCGCUAGAAGACAUGGACUUAGACGAGAAACCCAUCCCUCUCUCCCUCCUGGCCAAAGCAGCGAAAGCAGUGCCGCCCUGCUCCUCUUCCCUCACCCCGGCGCCGUCUCCGGUCGCCUCUCCGGCUCCUCUUCGCUCUGGAUCCCCUUCCUCGGUGGUGAGGAAAGCCCCCAUCUCCUCUCUGCUGCCGGUGUCUUCCCCCUUACGUUCCCCGGAGCACAAAGCCGGGGGAAUGAAAGGCUUAACCUCCAGCCUCUCCUCCAACAUCUCUACCAAACCCAUCUGGGCGCCGCAGGAGAAUGACGCUCCGCUCAACCUCACGCUGGAGGUGGACCCCAACAAGGACAUCGUCUGCCAGCUGUGCGGCGCCUGGUUUGAGACUCGGAAAGGUUUAUCCAGCCACGCUCGAGCCCACCUGCGUCACUUUGGGGUGGAGUACUCUGAAUCCAAGGGCUCUCCCAUCGACCUCCUGCACCAGCUCAUCGACACCGACGACUUCAAGCACAAAGCCGGUGCGAUGCACCUCGACCACGAGGAUCCACGGUCCCCCUCCCUGCUGAGCCUCUCCUCCUCCUCCUCUUCAUCCCUCCUCUACAAGGUGACCACAGCGCGGGGCGGGUCGACAUCCAAAGCUACCUCUGCCUCAUCGUUACUCGGCCCGCCUGCCAAGCGCCUCAAGUCCUCUUCCAUGCGGGUCUUCCGCCUGAGCAGCGGGGAGCUCAUGGCCCUGCCGCACAGCGAACCUCCGAAGGAAAUAGGCUGCGAGUUCUGCGGGGAAUACUUCGAGAACCGUAAAGGCCUCUCCAGCCACGCCCGCUCCCACCUGCGCCAGAUGGGCAUUACCGAGUGGUCCGUCAACGGCUCGCCCAUCGACACCCUGAGAGAAAUCAUCACCCGACGGGGCCUGCCUUGCGCUCUUCCUCUGAAACCUCUCAAAUCUCCACCUCCGUCCUCUCCGGGACCCCCUCGCUCCCCUCUGCCGACCUCCUCCUCUCCUUCCUCGACGCUCCUCGGCCGUCUGCCCUUCGCCUUCGCCCGGCCCGCCAGCCCUCUCCAGUCGGCGGCGUCUAAAUCCAGCUCUGCUCCACCGACGUCCUGUAGCGGGCUGAUCCUCAAUCUGAAGCCCGAGCCGGUGCAGAUGGAGGUCACGGCGCCUGGGUCUGUUGGAAGGACUUCGGGAUUCUCCGGUGACGCUCUGAACUGCAGCUGGAGCAGCUCCGACAGCGUGUUCCCCCUCAACCUGGCCAUGUCCCAUGAGGUGGAGCCCACGAGGGAUAUCCGCUGCGAGUUCUGCGGGGAAUACUUUGAGAACCGUAAAGGCCUCUCCAGCCACGCCCGCUCCCACCUGCGCCAGAUGGGCAUCACCGAGUGGUCUGUCAACGGCUCGCCCAUCGACACCCUGCGGGAGGUCAUGCACAAACGAGGGGGGGGUUCGUCCUCCCGUUCGGACCAGGGAGUGAAGAAGGAGUCGAGCCCGGGUGCCAGCAGCCCCUUAUGGGACAACACAGAGGGUUUGGGCGUUUCUGGAUACCAGUCCUCCAAGUACCGGAAGUCCCCGCUGAGUUUGUUGCAAUCGGGGUCGAGGUUCCACAAGCAGGGCCUGGGGUCCGCAUCCGUUACCCCACCUGCAGGGAAGUUCUUCAGGGUGUCUCCACUGGGAAAAAGGCCUCUGUCUGAAGAGGGCCAAUCAGUGGAGACCACCCAUUCCCUAAAGACUUUCUCACCACUAUCACAUGACUUCUCCUACAAAAGAAAACCCUCCCCCGACAAGCAUGGACACCAGGAUCCCAGCUGCGAGCUGUGUGGCUUCUACUUUGAGAACCGUAAGGCUCUGGCCAGCCACGCUCGGGCCCACCUGAGGCAGUUUGGAGUUACUGAGUGGUGUGUGAACGGAUCUCCCAUCGAGACGCUCAGCGCCUGGAUACGCAGCCGGCCGCAGAAGGUGUUGGAGAUGCAUCGCAGCUACAUGCAGGGAAACCGCACCACCCUCAAGAAGAAGAGCAGCUCACCUCUCACUGCUUCGACGGAUUCUGAUCAUAUCCUCCCCAUCUCAUCGCAGAAGACCUCCUCUUCCUCCUCCUCCUCCUCCUCUUCCUCCUCUCAGUGGUCUUCUUCUUUCGCUGUGAGCCUGGUGCGGCCUCUGACCCGGGAAGUCGGCCAGGGUUCUUCCAAGACGGCCGAUGGGGAAUCCGGCACCGACCUGAACUCUCCAUUCAGGCCCGGUCGUGGCAGCCCCAGCCCGUCGCGGCUCACCGGCCUCCCGCUCCAAGCACAGGUGGCACGAAGCGAGCUGAACGUCCGCCUGCCCAGAGGUUUCGAGCGCCGACCCUUAAAGCACCCGUCUUGCCCCGAUGGAACGGAGAGUCCUCCUAAACCCCCCCGCACAGGCACCGUCCCCGCCCUGGUGCCCAAACCCCCGUCCUACCCAUUGGUCAAACUGGUGGGCAAGUUCUACACCCUGAAGUGCCGGUUCUGCGAGGUGGAGUUCCACGGCCCGCUGUCGGUGCAGGAGGACUGGAUCCGACACCUCCAGCAGCACAUCCUCAAGAUGAACUACACCAAGCCUGCCGCGCCCAAAACCCCUUCCGCCGAACCCCCGGUGGAUGAGCCCGCCCCGGUCCAGGCCUCCACCUCUACCUCCAGUACCACCGCCACACCGACGCCGACCCGCACCACGGCUCCGAACAGCCGAUCCUCAACGCCUCCUCUGGCCGGGUGUGCUCCGCCUGCCACAGAGACCCUAAAGGUCUCAGAGGAGCAGCCCACCCUCUCUCCAACUCCCAUCCCCCUCCCUACACAGACCGUGUAAAAUCAUCCCCUUUUUAUGUUUUUUCCUGCCUUUUUUUAUAGCAUCUUUUCGUCCAUCUUUCCUUUGGCCUUCACAAAGUGUUGUUGCGGAGGAGUGUGUACCCUCCAAAGAGCCCAGAGCACCUUUUAGAAGCAGACUGUUACCGAGUCCCGUUACGGGGACAAAGCGCUCCUCGACUGUCCGCGCACAGGGGGAGUCAACGAGGAGGGAGGAAGUGAUGUUUUGUGUUUGCCUUGUUUGUAUUGAAUGUCCAGGUGUUAACGUGGACCGUUGCUGUAUUCCCCCCCUGUAGAGUGGUGCAGGAAUGAGUCCUUGAACCCGGACAGAAGUUAGCAUUUUGGCACUUCCUGUUUAGCUCGUCUCAAAGUCAGUCGUUAUGGUUGGAUGCCUGAAGGGAAGUCCGUGGGCAACACAAGCUAAAGAUAUAUCCUGCUGCCAAAAAUACGUCAGUUUAUACUCCACUCGUGAAUGUCUGAAGAUUUUACGUCAUCUUAAAAACUUGCUGACAAGAUGACACGACUAAUCGGCAUCACGUCGAACAUUAGCCGCCUUUAGCUUAGCGGUUGCGACCGUGAUGUAGUUCUUUUAUAGGGUAACAUUUUACUUCUGGUAACAUGAUUUAAAAAAGAGUCAAUAUGUGGAUGUUAUCCUGCUAAAUACAACCUGUAAGUAUCAUAAAAGUGUGUUCGCCACAGAUUGCUAUAGAUCCAAUAUCCAAAGCAUAAACAGCUUUGACUUUUUGCCGUGGGAGCAAUGCUAACUUCCGGUUCGGCCUAAAAAAAAACAUCGUGCACCACUCUAUCAAAUGGGAGAUUUCGGGGUUAAUGAAGCCCCUCCAUUCCUCUCCCUUUUAAGAAUGAUGAGACGUUUAUCCUUUUCUAUUCGCCCAAAGGUCCCGACUGAGAUUUAUAAUUAAGCUAGUCUCGCGGUGGAGACGUCAAACAUUGUGAAAACAGGCACUUUUUUAAUGUUUUUGUCACUUAGCACUUAUUGAAACGUCCGUUAUAAAUGGGCAAAAUACAACUAAUUCCAAUUGGUUAAAAUAGCCAGUAGUGGAAGCACACCCAAAAAGGGAGCCUUGUAAACUUUAUAAUGGAACUCACCCCCCCCCCCCCCCAAAAAAAAGCAUACAUGUUGCUUGAAUGUAGCUUAAAGCACCUAUUAAGACCUUAUAUGCACACAUUUGUACGCAAUCAAUGCCCCGUGUUGCGAUACCAUUGAUAGAUUGUGACAGAGCUGCUGUUUGUUAAUCUCCCGUUCUGAAUGGGAGACGCAGGGCCAUCAAAAUGUUACUCUUUCCAUUGACCGCGUUGCCAUUUUUCUUCCUGCCUUCUUUUUCCUCAGCUCUACCCAAGUUUCUAUUUAUUUAUUAUCAUGCAGCUGAAUGUGGUGAGCUAGGUCAUUUUAAAAGCUUAAGUAGAACUUUGGAAUGUUUGAAAAUAGGUCAGCUGUGUGUGUGUGUGUGUGUGUGUGUGUGUGUGUGUGUGUGUGUGUGUGUGUGUGUGUGUGUGUGUGUGUGUGUGUGUGUUUUUGUAAAAACAUAGCUAACGUGCAUUGGUUUCCCAAUCGAGAGAGGAGGACGGAAGUAAACCUACUGAUGGGAAGCAUCUCCUUAGCUCAGAGCAGACUAAACCUGGGUCUGUUUGGACUUAAAUGCAUCCGGCGUCAUGUUAAGGUGUGCCAAAGAGUCCGUUUACUUCCCGGUCUUGCCUCUGUAACAAAAGCUGUUUACAUUGGACCUGAAGGUGGAGGAAACUCUGCACAGAUAUCGAGUUCCCGCUUAAAAAACGGACCGAUCUGCAUCCACUACAUGCACAGCAGAAAGAGCAGAAGACUUGGCCUUCACGGGCCUCCUGUUAUUAUUCCAAUUGAACGUGGAAGACAAACCAAACUUGCUUUCGAUCGGGGCUCGCCUUGGAUCCAAACCCAGUUCUUCUUUCCACCCUGCUUCAGAGUGCGUUUAUAUAUCAACCCACGGCUGAAGCGAACACUAAAGGCUCCUCGUUUGAAACAUGACUGUUCGAUCCAAACCUUUUACGAAGUAUAGAUACAUACUAUAUAACUACAUGUACUUUAAGAAGCUGUUGAUGCUAGUAGAGCUAUCGGCAGUUCUAUUAGCGAGGUAGUUAAAAGAAAAAAAAAAGAAGUGAUCUUAAUUCCUCUAUCGUGAUUUUAUUUCAACCUAUGUAUUUUUUAUUGCUCUGUGCAUUUCUGUAUUUGCAGUCCAGCAAAAGGUGAAUCUUUAGAGUAUUUUUUAUUUCUUAGUCUCUCCAAGGUGCUGGUGAGAAUGUCGCAGGUCAGGUUGGCGAAUGACUGAACGUGAGGAAGACAUUUCAAUGUGAUUGUCACGUCCCGGUAUGACCAGGACUCUAAAACGCAGGCCUUUUAAAGGGGAACACUUGUAGAGAUAUGAUCCUAUUCGGCUGCAGCUUUGUGGCUGACUGCUGUGGAAAUACAGGCGUAAGAGUUCCCUUUAAGAGUACCUGAACACAGCUGGUGUAACGGCUGCUUAGUGUGUUUGUAUGUGUGUGUAUGAGUGUAAAAAACCCAGUGAGAUGACUCUAAGCGGAAGAAGAGGUAGAAGCAGUAAAGGAUAGAACCGUACUGUACACAAAGGGUUAAGUUAAACUCCAGAACAAACAAUAAAUGUGAUUUCAAUUACAC
Molecule: messenger RNA, 10659 nt
Organism: Eleginops maclovinus (Patagonian blennie)
Lineage: Eukaryota; Metazoa; Chordata; Actinopteri; Perciformes; Eleginopidae
Gene: wizb
Product: WIZ zinc finger b
Exons: 17
Coding region: 2050-7995 (1981 amino acids)
Biological process (GO): regulation of transcription by RNA polymerase II
Cellular component (GO): nucleus
Molecular function (GO): RNA polymerase II cis-regulatory region sequence-specific DNA binding; DNA-binding transcription factor activity, RNA polymerase II-specific
Source: RefSeq, a predicted model, not a curated record